Molecule: messenger RNA, 2535 nt
Organism: Manihot esculenta (cassava)
Lineage: Eukaryota; Viridiplantae; Streptophyta; Magnoliopsida; Malpighiales; Euphorbiaceae
Product: glutamyl-tRNA(Gln) amidotransferase subunit A
Exons: 13
Coding region: 265-2205 (646 amino acids)
Molecular function (GO): catalytic activity
Source: RefSeq, a predicted model, not a curated record
GUUUUUUUGUUUCCUACUUUUUUAGUUUAAAACUUUGACUUUCACUGUAGCAUUGGCGUGACAAAGUCAAGGGUGGAGAAAAGAUCGACCUUCGCCCUCGUGAGGUGGUGGACAUGGCGGUGCUGUUCAGCAAUCAUCAACAAAUAAAAUAGGAAAAUGGAUAGGGGCAAGUCACAAGUGCAUCUGCUACUCCGCUAGAUAGUUUUGAUAUCUAUAGGUAAUUAGCUUGAAUAAACGCAGAUAGAGGACAGGAACGUGGCAGCCAUGGCGGUUGACUUCUGUCCCCCUUCUGCUGUUGGAUUGACACGUUUCUCGCUCCGGAUCUUUUUUGUAUCCCUCUCUUCACUGUAUAUGGCGGGCUUCGCUCUCCGUUUCCACUCCCAGCAAGACCUCAUCUUUGAUUCGCCCAUUUCAACGCCAUCGGAGCCUAGUAACAUAACCAUGAUGAGACCUUUUAAAAAACUAUGGGAAAGAUUUCAAGAGAGAAUUGUGGUUCAAUCCUGUAAACUUUUUGUUGAGGACAGCAAGAGCUAUGGCAAAUGUUUAGAGGAAGCUACGCAACUUAGAUGCACAUUUAAGAUGGUAGAUGCCCACUUCUUCAAUGGUACAAAGGUGGUGGAGGUUGCAAAGGAUGCGGUAGAGUUUAAUUUGCCUAUCAUCAGAUCCAACAGAAGAUUAGUUGCAUCUGAGAAUGGGGGACUGCAUAACCCAUCUUGUUUAGUUUUUAAUCCGGAGUGGACUCAUAAGCAUGUGGACAAUACAAGCAAAAGAUUUCAGUAUCCUGCUCUCCCUGGCAUCCGGAGGCCAAAAAGUGAAGAAGAUAUUGCCUUCAUGAGUAUACUUGAAUUAGGAGAACUCAUUAGGACAAACCAAAUUACAUCUCAUGAGCUCGUGCAAAUUUUUCUGCAGAGAUUAAAAAGGUACAAUCCUGUUCUUGAAGCUGUUAUAACGUCUACUGAUGAAUUAGCAUAUAAGCAAGCAAAGGAAGCUGACGAAUUGAUUGCCAAAGGAGUCUAUUUGGGACCUCUCCAUGGGAUUCCUUAUGGACUGAAGGAUAUUAUAGCAGUACCUGGAUACAAGACAACAUGGGGUUCAAGAAGUUUCAAAGAUCAAGUUCUUGACAUUGAAGCUUGGGUGUAUAAGAGGUUGAGGUCUGCUGGAGCAGUUCUUGUAGCAAAGCUUGUUUCUGGGUCACUAGCUUAUGAUGACAUUUGGUUUGGGGGUAGAACAAGAAAUCCCUGGAACAUUGAGGAAUUUUCAACUGGUUCAUCAGCAGGACCAGCUGCCAGCACUUCAGCUGGUUUGGUUCCAUUUGCAAUUGGUUCAGAAACAGCUGGCUCAAUCACAUUCCCUGCAUCUCGUUGUGGUGUAACAGCUCUGCGUCCAACUUUUGGUACUGUUGGUCGAACUGGUGUAAUGAGCAUAUCAGAAAGCUUGGAUAAGCUUGGUCCUUUCUGCAGAAGUGCUGCCGAUUGUUCGGUUGUUCUUGAUGCUAUUCGGGGGAAGGAUCCUGAUGAUCUCUCGUCAAGAGAUAUUCCUUUUCGCGAUCCAUUUUCCAUUGACAUUAGAAAGCUUACAGUUGGAUACAUGGAUGAUGCUGAAAUGGAGGUUGUUCAUGUGCUCAAGGCAAAAGGUGUUAAUAUGGUUCCUUUCAAACUGAAUUACACUGUUGACUCUGUCCAAGGCAUAUUAAAUUUCACCAUGGAUGUUGAAAUGUUGGCUCACUUUGAUGAAUGGCAACGCACUGGCCAGGAUGAUAUUUAUGAAGCUCAAGAUCAAUGGCCCACCGAGUUGCGUCGUUCACGUGUAAUUUCAGCAGUUGAUUAUGUGCAGGCACAAAGGGCACGGAGAAAAUUAAUUGAGGAAGUAAAAAAGAGUUUCACAGUCGACGCAUUCAUUGGCAAUGCAACUGACUGGGAAAAAGUUUGCUUGGGGAAUCUUGUCGGGCUGCCUGUAAUUGUUAUUCCAACUGGACUUAAAAAUAUCUCGAAUCCACCUUCAAAGGGAACUCGGAGGAGAACCACUAUAAACACUGGAAUUUACGCUCGUCCUGACCAUGAUCACAUUGCUCUGGCGUUAGCAAUAGCUUACCAGUCGGUCACUGAUCACCAUAAGCAGCGGCCACCAAUUGACGAUCUUGGGCCAAAUGACAAGAUACCUGAUCCGCCUACAGUGGUUAUCCCUCCCAGAAGGUUGCAUCCAUGAAGUUAUCAAAUCCCAACUUUUGUAUUGUGAAGUUCACGUGAAAUAAAGAAUUCCUAUAGAAUGUGAUGUGAGCACACUUAAACUUGGCAUACCAAAAUUAUCAGUAAAGGGUACUUGAUUUCUUGUUAUGACUUGAUGCUGUCCUACCAGAUCUAGGUUAGAGGUCCGACCAGACCCUAGGUUUAGGGUUUGGUCCAGAUCGGAUUUGAGAGUUAUGUUGUUUGAUUGAAGUGGAGGUUUGGAUCUAGAUUUUGAAUUUCUGUUAACAGAUUCAAUUGGGACUUCCUACCCUAAUAGCAAAUUUGGUAUGUAUCAUGAAUGUUAUCUGUA